AUGGUGAUGACAGAGGCCUUGCUACCGAUCUCUUGGAUGCUGGAAUGCCGCAUCUAUCUGGACAAUCCAUCGGACUCGCGAUGGCUUUUGAAUCCGCGCGAUCCGGUGCUCCCACGCGUCUUCGCUGCGAUUCGACCUUUAGUCCUGCCCAAGUUGCGGGAGGAGAAUGAACGGCUAUGGUCGCGCAAGAAGGGCAAACCCGUAAAGGAUGUUAUUGCUGAGGAUGAAUUCGAAGUUGCCAUCUUCCUCCGCGAGUCGCGAACCCGUCAUGCCUUGUUGACCCGCAACAAGACUUUCCACGAUCCGGAUAGCAAGAAGAACAAGAAACUGAAAGCCGAACCUGGAGAGGAUUUGACGGGAGCCUCAGCUGGCUCGGCCCAGUCUGUCAGGGCAGAGGUCAUUCUCGACAGUGAUGAUAGUGAGGCUGAGGUCGAUUUGCGCGAAAUCCCCGAAGCAGGCGGAGAAGACAAUGGUCCAGAAACUGUCACAAUAUCAGACAUUGCAAUGGAAGCCCAGCCCGGAGAGGAGGCUGCGGGUGAUGAGAAGAAGCUGCGCUUUAGCACCCAUUACGAAAGCUUCAACAUUACAGGAUGGGUACUCUGCUUGCUCGUCACUCGUAAAGGGGACCGAAGCCAGGGUUGUACGGCUACAUCGGAUCCGAAACAGCCUCUUAUGGAGGAAUGGAUCUCCACACAGGCUCAGACAGGUCUGGGCGAGGACUGA
Messenger RNA from Penicillium brasilianum, 723 nucleotides. The record is from the annotation of a GenBank genome assembly. Lineage: Eukaryota; Fungi; Ascomycota; Eurotiomycetes; Eurotiales; Aspergillaceae.